GAUCGGGAGACGGUGAUGCGCAUAAAUCGCAUGUCCACGCGUCGUCAUCUGCCCAAGCGAGAACAUAGCUGGCCGCCCACAGAGCUGGAGCAGACACCAACAAUUGUUGUGUCCAGCCAUGCGCCCACACCCUCACCCACGCAUACGCACAGCGUGGAUGCGCUGCGUGAGAAGUUCAACAGUCCCACGCGCAUACCGGAGCCAACUGUGGAGCAGUUGCGCCAGCAGCUGCGUCCAAAGGAGCAGUCAAGGGCACCGCAGCCAAAGCAACUCAAGCAGAGUGAGGAGGAACAGGUGACGCCCAAGACCAAGGGCUUCUCGGCACCUGAAACCAAAGCAGCAGAUGCGGACAUUGGCCUAGUGGCGCCCAAAUGCGAGUACUAUGAACAGCUGACGCAUAGACGCGCUGCCACGCCCACUUUGCCAGCUAGCCAGCCCUAUCGUCCGCGUCUUAAGCGUCAGUCCUACUCGCUGGAGCGUGGACGCAGCAGAAAACGAGUCGUAACAGCCGCCAGCACAGAUUUGCCGCCACCCAAACCACGCAGUGCCAAUGGCACACCAAAGCUGCAGCGUCGUUGCAUUAAACUGGCCACGGAGCUAAAGAUCUGCUAUGACGGCGACAGCGAGGAGGAGAAGCAGCACAAGGUUGACAUCGAUUUGGAAGCCAUGCCGCUGCCAGCAGUGCCAAGCGAUAAGCAAAGAACGGGCACAGCUGCUGCCGUUAGGGAAAGCCUGCCAAGUGAAGCGUCCGCCGUAAUUGACAGUCUGGCAGCUAAGCAGCAGCAGCAGCUGGCUUUGGUGCUGGCCAUGACCACACCAGCCGAGCAGUCCCAGUUGCAAUCGCAGUCUGAGACGCGCAUCAUACCCAUCAGCAUCAGCAGCACGGAGGAGCAACCGCUGCAGGCGACGGCGCAGCGCAUUUAUAGCGAAGCCUGCGAUUAUUUGCGCCAGGAACACACCAUGCCGGAGGAGGCCACGCCCACUUACAUAAGCGCCACCAGCGGCAUCAAGCUGCAGCGCCAGGACAGCAACAAGCCCAAGCCCUGCAAUUCCAGCUGCAUACCCACGCCCCCUCCGCUGCCGCCGCCACCAACACCGCCCGCUCAGCUGCGCGCACGCGCGAAAGGCUCAGCGGAGCAGGAUCAGGCUAAGCAAACGCGUCGCCAGGGCGGCAUUUAUGAGCAGCACGAGGCGCAUGUGGAGAUUGCGCAGCUGGAGGCCAAAUAUGCGCACAUUCAACAGUCCAUAGCGGAGCAUCUGCGUCAGAUCGAUUCGUACAUGGAGAAUGCCAAGCAGGCGCUGCAGCGCAGUGUGCAAGCCACGCCCACACCGACGCCACCAACAGCAGCGCCUGUAGCUGAAGUGGAGACAGUGCAGCCAAGGCCAGAACUUUGGGAUAUGUUUGCCGCCAGACAGUCACCCAUACUGGCAGUGGAGAGUCCACUGCAGGCUAUACUACGACAGAUUUAUUGUCGUGCUGCUGGCAUACAGCAGCUGCCCAAGAAUCAGCUCGGCGAGGAGUCAACAGUGCCUGAGGCAAAGCCGGAAGAGAAUGUGCCCAUAGUGGAGCGUGCGCUGCAGGAUUUGCAUAAGAUAGCCGAGGCGCUGGACAACGAGGAGCAAAAGCAAGAGCUGCUGCAACUGGAGCACAAGCAAACGCCAACAGCUGGCGAGGCACAGACUGUGCUCAUAGACGAAGAAGAGGAGGAGGAGGAGGAAAAGCAGGCGGAGGAGCCAGACUACAAACAUGUGUCCGAUGUUAUUGCAAACUAUGAGCAGUUGGCCAAGUCGGACACCGCCAGCAGUUGUACACAUGAGCAGCUGGAGCACACUGAAGCUGGAAGCGCUGGCGCUGGCGCUGGCGCUGGCAGUUGGUGCGCCAUUUGUGGCGAAUGUCGCGACUCGCCGCAUGGCUGGGGCAAGAUUAACCAGGCAGAUCAAUGGCGCUUUAACAAUUUACAAAAUGAACUGUUGACCAACUACAAGGCCACCUAUGAAAUACGCAGUCCUUACGUCUCAAGGCAAAUAUCCUGGGAGGAUGCACAACAACAGCAGCAGCAACCAAAGCCAGAGGCAGAGCCAAAGCCGCAGCCGCAGCUGCAACCAAAGACAGAGACAGAGCCAAAGCCGCAGCCGCAGCCGCAGCUGUGGCGUCAACGCAGCGAGGUGCAAAUUAUAACCGCGCCCAGCAGCUCCAGCUUGGAGCCAGAGCCUGUGCAGUGGGUGCGAAGUCGUUCGCCCAGUCCCUUGCCUGCGCGCAAAUAUCCAGCGCCGCUUAUUGAAACUGCGCAACGUUGCAGCUCGCCCUUUGGCCUCAAUGCAGUGCAGUCAGCUGCCACGCCCACACCCACGCCCACGACGCUGGAAGCCAAGUACACGCAUGUGCCGCAGCUGGGACAGAAUACAGGACUGCUGGUGCAUACGGCCACACAGCCGCUGCAGCUGUGCCUGUCCAGCUCCUCGACACUGCUGGCUGCCACGCCGCCUGCCACGCCACGUUGCAACUCGCAGCCGCCGCCCUUUGACUUCCUGCUGCAACAUGGCCAAGCGCCUUUCAAGUCGCUGGCCGCCAGCGAGGACGGAGAGUUGACGCAGUCGACGCGCGACUUUAGCGUCAAUCGCUCGUUUGAUAAUGUUUCGCCACGCCCCUAUAUAGGCAUCGAAGGUUACAAACGCGUCGCUUGGCCACCCGCCUCUGAGGAGCGCAUUGUGCGUGAGUUUACGCCACAGCCGCAGACUCAGAGUCCAGCGCCAGGCGCCGGUGGCUACUAUGCCCAGCCUGCCACAGCUCCAGCUGCAACGUCUGCUGCUCCAGCUCAGGGUGCCAUUUAUAACAACGUUCAGCCACGUUCCCAACAUCAGCAACACCCCCAGCAACAUCCCCAGCACAAUUAUGGUAGCUCGACUAACUAUGCGUCCAAUGGUUAUGCGCCAGCAACAGCUGCUGCAGCACCAGCAGCAGCAACUGCUGCUCAGCCAGCUAAUCACUAUAACCAACCACAACAACAACAACAACAACCCAUCCAAUACACACAGGCCCAGUUCAAUAGACAGCGUUCCCGCGAGCCUACUGCUGAUACCUAUGCUGCAUACCCACACCAGCAACAACAACAGCACCAACAGCAGCAGCACUACCAGCAAUCUGCUUACCCACAGCAGCAGCAACAUCAACAUGUUGAUAAUGCAAAUGGCUGGAAAUCCAUACGCGCGCCUCUGCCCAAGACGCACAGUGAAUACCACAUGGGUGGCGUAGCAGCAGCUGCGCCUCAGCCCAGGGCACACAGUGAAUACCACACAGGGGGCGUGGCAGCAGCUGCGCCUCAGCACAGGCCACACAGUGAAUUCAGUGGCACAGUGGCAGCCGCCGUUGCCAACUAUGCGCCUUAUCAGCAGCAGCAGCAGCAGCAACAACAACAGCAACACUAUGCACAACAGCAGCAACAAUAUCGUGCGCCAUCCCACGACCACUACAACCAGCAGCAGCAUCAGCAGCCGCACCAGCAACACUGGCAGCAGCCGCACCAGCAGCAACAGCAGGCACACCACCAACAUCAACAACAGUCGCCCUAUCAGACGUCGUCCGGCUAUCAACAGCAGCCGCAUUAUGCACAACAAAACGGUGGCGCUCAAUACAAUGCUCAACCGCAAUACAAUUCUUAUUCGCAGCCCCAACAGCAUCAGCAGCAGCACCACUUGCACUACUCGCAGGAUCAGACCGAUCUGCAGCAUGACUACCGUGGCGCCAGUCCUGGCAUCAUAACGCUGCGCAAGGAGGCGCCCGUUUCACAAACACCAGCACCUGUUUAUGCUUCGCAGCCAGCCGCCGUCAAUUAUAGGGGAGGCAGCACAUCGCGCGGAGACAUGAAGUGGCCACCACAGGAAUACAAGGAGGCUGCGGCAAAAGAGAAUGAGGAGCGACGCCAAUUGGCGUUGGGUCCCGUCUGCCGUCCACGUCGCGUUAAUCGGGACUACACCGGUUUCUUUGCCAAGCAUCAGCUGAACAACACUUAUCCCAGCUACAAGGUGCCCCCAGGCACUCAGCAUAUGUUUGCCUAAGUGACCAAGUGACGACGCAAGGAAAACGGAAAGGAAAAGGAUCAAAGCAAUUACUGGAAAAUAGAAAAGAAAAUCAAAACUCAAUGGAACCCACUUCAUAUAAUAUAAUAAAACGAUCGUGUAUAUGUUACUAAAACGACAAACUAACGAACCAACUAUAUAUCAACUAUAUACUAUACACUAUAUAUUGUUAUACUAACCAACUAUCAAACUUUCACUAUAUUCUAUUAUGCCAAAUACGAAACGAAUAUCAGGGGCUAUCUCUGCAUAAAGAAGCCAUAACUGAAGCUUAAAGAGUUUAACAUUUUUUGGAGCAUAUGCUUAUCAAUUAAUUAUAAGCUAGCAACGACAAAUUUUAGCAAAAAGUAAAAGUAAACAAAAAAAAAAACAACUAAACGUUGAUAAACGAACUAACACUUAUAUCUUAUCUUAUAUAUUGUUAUUGCCAUGUUUUACUAGAAAGAACCCAGCAGCAGUUCCGUCUACUAGCACAAGCCUCCAGCCACGCCCACUGGGCGUUAUGCGCUACGCACUAUUAACUGUAAAUUGUAAGCGUCAAGCAUAACGCCAAGUCUGCAUAGGCUUAGGCUGAGUUUAGUGGAAACUGCUAGUGUUUGGGUGAACUGUUAAACAAGUUUUUGUUUUUGCUUGAUUAUGUUUUUGUUCUAUAUCUUUGCAUAUAGAUUAUACAUAUUUAUGAUUAUAUUUAUUGUUAAUGAGCAUAUGAUAAAAAAUCUCAACUAGCCGUUAUUAAUAUAUGUUGUGCAAACGAUAAAUCAGAUUACAGCUUGUACUGUGUGAGUAAAGUCUCGAAAAUCAAACCAAACUAAACUAAACUAUAGUUGCUUAUAUGCAACCCAUCUGCGUGUGGCUGCCACAGCGCUGCAUAGCAGCAAGCCCGACUUGGUGCAGGUAAUAAUAUGAGGAUGCCGUUGCCUGUCUAAGAACCAUCAAGUGGGCCUGCUUUGUGCGCCGUUGUGGUGCCACGCGUGAAUCCAAACUCUCUGACUUACCCACAAGCUUAUAAAAUAAUUGAUGAAAUUCUUGUUAUACUCAAUACAAAUAUUGUAUAACUGAUAACUAUGAUAACUACAUUUGAAUAAAUGGCAAGUUUACUGAUUACUCGCGACGAGAAGAG
Molecule: messenger RNA, 5194 nt
Organism: Drosophila busckii
Lineage: Eukaryota; Metazoa; Arthropoda; Insecta; Diptera; Drosophilidae
Product: putative cyclin-dependent serine/threonine-protein kinase DDB_G0272797/DDB_G0274007
Exons: 6
Coding region: 16-4056 (1346 amino acids)
Source: RefSeq, a predicted model, not a curated record